Silurus meridionalis is the source of this 676-nucleotide messenger RNA. It is a transcript of the gene c5h15orf40, whose product is annotated as chromosome 5 C15orf40 homolog. The record is from RefSeq and is a predicted model, not a curated record. Lineage: Eukaryota; Metazoa; Chordata; Actinopteri; Siluriformes; Siluridae. Gene Ontology annotation, cellular component: cytoplasm. Bases 67 to 567 code for a protein of 166 amino acids. The transcript has 4 exons.
AUUUUUUUUAUUUAUAUCUUGCACACGUUUAUUAUAUGAUUUGCAUGCGUUAGAACGGGUUAGUCCAUGUACUGCCAUAGUCUACGUCAUACUUGUAUGCGAAUAGGGUUAUUUACACUCUGUGAAAGUGGAUGUGGGGGAACAGUGUGUUUUGGAGCUACAGCUAAAUCUCACAGCAGAGUAGUUUCUCUUAGAAACAAGAUGCCCAAGAAAGAGAAAACGAUCAAAAACACUCAGGUGAAGAAGCAGGCAGAAGCACCGACCGGUCCGAUUUCCAAGCUGAAAGACGGUGGAUUUGCAAUAGCGAUACACGCCAAGCCUGGAGCAAAGCAAAACGCCGUGACAGAUGUGAGCUCGGAGGCAGUAGGGGUCGCUAUUGCUGCACCUCCUACAGACGGCGAGGCCAACGCUGAGCUCGUGCGCUAUCUGUGCAAAGUGCUGGAGCUGAAGAAGAGUGAAGUCAUGCUGGACAAGGGCAGUAAAUCAAGAGAAAAAGUCAUUAAAGUCACUGCAUCAAUUAGUGAAGAAGAGGUUCUGGAGAGACUGAAGCGAGAAGCUGCAGGCUGAAGACAUUUCGUACGAAGAAAAUCUUUACUAUAAAAUAAAUCCCACUGACCACGUCAGGACAGAUUUAUUUCCUGAAUAUUUAUAAAGUAUUCAAUAUUUUGUCUCUUCA